GAGCUCCAAAAGGCCUUCAGCGCGCUGCAGGCGACGCCGUCCGACUUUGCCCUGCUGGUGACGAUCCAGCGCGAGUCCCUGGUGCCCGUCGAGACGCUUGCCGGCAAGUCGUCCGACUUUGGCGAGAACCUGUCGGUGCUGGAGCCGUUUGUCAAGCCCGACGCGGCCCUGUACGCCAUCCUGCGCCGCUACGAGGACUCGCCCAAGUUCGUGGCCGUGACGUACGUGCCCGACGCGGCCAAUGUGCGCCAGAAGAUGCUGUUCGCGUCGACGCGGCUGACGCUGGUGCGGGAGCUGGGCACGGAGCACUUCCGCGAGACGCCCUUUAUGACCAUGGCCCGCGAGCUGACGGCGGACGGGUUCAAGGCCCACGACGCGCACAACGCGCUGGAGGCGCCGCUGACGGAGGAGGAGAAGUCGCUGGGCGAGGUCAAGAGGGCGGAGCAGGAGGCCGGGUCGGGCACGGCCAUUCGCGAGAUCCAUCUCAGCCAGAGCCUGAAGAUGCCGGUCAACGAGGAUGCCAUUGCGGCGAUGAAGGAGGUUGCCGAGGGAACAAAGGCCGCGGCGACGCUGAAAAUCAACGCUGCUACCGAGAGGGUAGAGCUGGCACCUGAGUCCCCCGACCCCAGCUCCCUCACCGAGCUCAUCAAGGGCAUCUCGACGGUCGAGCCACGAUUCACCUUUUACCGCUUCACGCACACGCACAACGGCACCGAGCAGACGCCGAUCCUCUUCUUCUACACUUGCCCCGCGACGGCCGGAAACAAGGCCAUCAAGAACAGGAUGCUGUAUCCGCUGAUGAAGAAGGCCGUCCUCACGAUUGCCGAGCAAGAGGCCGGCAUCAGCCCGGAGAAGAAGUUUGAGGUGGAGGACCCCAGCGAGAUUACCGAGCAGGACGUGCUCAACGAUCUCCAUCCCAAGCCGGUGACGUCUUCGGGCUUCAGCAGGCCCAAGCGCCCGGGCAGGUAG
Molecule: messenger RNA, 969 nt
Organism: Trichoderma reesei QM6a
Lineage: Eukaryota; Fungi; Ascomycota; Sordariomycetes; Hypocreales; Hypocreaceae
Exons: 2
Biological process (GO): barbed-end actin filament capping; actin filament depolymerization
Cellular component (GO): actin filament; cytoplasm
Molecular function (GO): actin filament binding; actin monomer binding
Source: RefSeq, a predicted model, not a curated record